This is a messenger RNA of Caenorhabditis remanei, 2904 nucleotides long. RefSeq lists its product as uncharacterized. Gene Ontology annotation, cellular component: transcription factor TFIIH core complex. The transcript has 12 exons. The record is from RefSeq and is a predicted model, not a curated record. Lineage: Eukaryota; Metazoa; Nematoda; Chromadorea; Rhabditida; Rhabditidae. Gene Ontology annotation, molecular function: ATP binding; nucleic acid binding. Gene Ontology annotation, biological process: nucleotide-excision repair; transcription initiation at RNA polymerase II promoter. Bases 1 to 2904 code for a protein of 967 amino acids.
AUGGAUAAAACUCCAAUACGAAGGAGCAAAUCCGUCGAUUUAGAUGAUCCAUUCACACCGAUUCCCAAGCUGUCCCGCCUCCGCACUCCACGGACGUCUCGAGAGUACGUCUGUCCGUUGAAGACCACGCCUCCCUCCGAUUCUUCUGUAACUUCUGAAAACGCUCCACCACCCGAAAUCUCUCCACCGCGAAAACGUGGCGUCGACGAGUCCUCCGUGACUCCUUUACACCAAAAAAAUGGUCCGCCACUGCUGAAAAAGAGCUCAAUGAGUGUGUUAGCUGAUGGAUUUCGAUCGGCGGCGAUGCUGAAUUUGGAGGGAGAAAAUGAGAAUGAUUUGUUUGGAUUAUCCUUUCGAAAUGAGCAUUUAUUCGGGAAUCAGGGGCAUCAGAAUCCUCAAAAUCCUCAAAAUCAGCAGAAGGAACGAUCUGAAGAGAUUCUGGAUCCAUCGAAAUGUCUGCCUACAAGAGAUAUGGAAAUGUACAAAAAGAUUAAGAAAUUGGAUAAAUUUUAUGACUGGCAACAAGAAUGUCUAUCCGACACGCGUCUUCUCAACGGAGAGAAUUGUAUUCUCUCACUGCCAACUGGUGCCGGAAAAACGUUGAUUGCAGAGGUUUUGAUGUUACGGGAGGCGGUGGUGAAGAAGAGAAACGCCAUUUUGGUAUUGCCUUAUGUGGCGAUUGUUCAGGAAAAGAUUUCGUCUCUCGCCCCAUUCGAAGAUGCAUUCGGAAUCAACAUUGAAGAAUAUGCCUCCAAUAAAGGCAGAUUUCCCCCAAUAAAACGUCGAAAUCGAGUGUCCGUCUACGUGGCAACCAUCGAAAAAGCCAACAUGCUAAUUAACUCCCUAAUUACGCAAGGUCAAUUAAAUCGAAUAGGAAUGGUGGUGGUCGACGAGUUACACAUGAUUGGUGAUGGUGGUCGAGGAGCGAUUCUAGAACAAUUGCUAGCGAAAUUUCUGUAUAAAGGAUGUGGACAGAUAGUUGGAAUGUCGGCGACACUACCGAAUAUCGAUGAUUUGCAGUUCGCAUUGAGGUCUUUUGUGUACAGUACCAAUUUUCGGCCUGUAGAACUCACGGAAUUUGUUAAAAUCGGACAGACAAUGCAUCAAGUGGCAGGGGACGGAGAGCUCACACCGGCUGGUGAUCUUCCUGUUAAUAAUCUCAAAUCAACAGAUCCUGAUGGAAUCUGCCAACUUCUCGCUAAACUUAUACCCAAGAGUUCCGCUGUAAUUUUCUGUCCGAAUAAGAAGAAUUGUGAGAAUGUGGCUGUCCUGAUUGCCAAGACCCUUCCGGCUCACAUCCGACAAGCGAAACGGGCAGAAAGUGAAGCUUUCUUGGAGUCAUAUCUGACAGAUAACGAUGAAGAGCGGAUGGAUUCAGUGCUGAAAAAGUGUAUAUUGUCAGGGGUGGCAUAUCAUCAUUCAGGGUUGACACAGGAUGAACGAAAGUGUGUGGAGGCCGCGUUUAUGGAAGGCCUCAUCUAUGUCGUUUGCGCCACAUCGACCCUCGCCGCCGGUGUGAAUCUUCCCGUCCGUCGUGUCAUCAUCAAAUGUCCAAUGGUCGGACGAGAACGACUUGGUAAGGCUCAAUAUCUCCAGAUGGCUGGACGAGCAGGACGCGCCGGAUUCGACACGAAAGGAGAUUGCAUUACGAUAGUGAAACAAGGAGAAGAGGAACGAUGGUUUAGGGAAAUGCUGAAAUCUGAAAUUCCACGAUGUAUGAGUUCAUUGUCGUCUCUCGAGUCGAUGGGAUCGUUCAUUUUGGAUAUUGUAGUGCUGAAAAUCGCAUCGAAUUUGAAAGAAAUCAUGCGAGGUGUUCAAUAUUCUCUUUACGCCGCUCAAGAAUCGAUGGAUAACAUUCAAAAACUUGUUGAGCAAUCACUGAAACGACUAGAAGAGCACUAUUUCAUUACAAUCGAUGAGACAACUGGAGAAAUUACACCAUCUGAUCUUGGAAACGCUGUGUUUAACGCUGGAUUCGCUCCAGAUGAGGCGACGCGUCUUCACUCGGAUUUAGUGUCAUCUCUAAAUCAAGGAGUGAUAUUCUCGUCGCAUUUUCAUUUGUUAUUCAUUAUUACACCGUAUGAGCAAAGUUGUAAUAUCAAUUGGGAUCUCUUUUUGCUAAUGUACAACGCCCUUCCUCAAAGUGAACGAAAACUACUCGGUGAAUGCGGUCUCGAGGAGAAAUUCAUACUCGAAGCGAUCAUAACUCGAGUGGAUCUCAUCGCAGGCACGCCUCGUAUGCGUCUUUACAUCGCUCUAAUGCUACAAAAAAUCUGGAAUCACGAACCAAUGUACGCAGUGGCUGAGAGAUUCGGUGUGGAGAAGGGAUGGCUUCAGACGACGUUGCAGUCGUCGAUAUCACAGGCGGCGUCGAUUGCAAAGUUUUCGGAGAAAAUCACAACGAUGUGGCCACUUCGAAAACUGCUGCCAGAACUUGUGCAGAGGCUGUCUGAAGCGGCGCAACCAGAAUUGUUACCUCUGAUGACAGUUGAUGGAAUCAAGAAAGCGAGAGCCGGAAUUCUAUUCAAAGCUGGUUAUAAGACAGUUGGAAUGAUCGCUCGAGCGUGUCCAUUGAAACUUGUUCAAGAGCUCGGCACGAUUCGUCUCGCUCAAGCGAAAUCAAUCAUCGCCAGUGCAAAAAUGGUACUCCGUGAUCAAGUCGACGAGAAAAUGGAGGAGUUGGAUAUGGUAAACGUGAAGAAGGGUGUGUUGGUGACCAGCGACCCGGCGUUCCGUCAGCUACUCAUCCAUUUGGACGAUUCGAGACAACUCGGAUCAAAGUUUAUUGUUAGGGAACUCGACGACACUCAUCUGUUCAUCGAAAAGGAGAUCGUGCCGAGUUUGGAGAGCAAAGUGGAACAAAUCAUGGAGAACAUGAAUCCAGAGACUAACGAUAACAAAUAA